AAGAGAUAAUUCAGGAUAUCAAGAACAGACGCAUAUAAGUGUCGUACCACACAAUACACAUUGUUUACAUCAAGCCAUCAAAGAAGCGGCGAAGACAAAGGAAAUAGAAGAUGAAAUCGGUUCUGGCGAUGUUUAUUGUGGUUUUAGCAGUUCAAUCUGCUGAAAUCAGAAGCGGUGCCAGGUCUGAUCUCAACAUUGGCUCUGUGAGGCCAUACGAUCGAUUGUUGCAGAGGAGUCAAAUUUAUCAGCCAGCUCGUCCGAAUGCGAUUCAAUAUCAGGACUACGUGUUCCGAGGCGGUUACUCCACCAGGAUCUCAGGGGUUUACGUCAACGAGGUUGGUUAUACUCAGUACGCCAACGCCUGGAUACUGAGGGGAGGGAUCGGAUACAAUAACGUGACUGUUAGAAUACAAUCCGCUAGAGGAAGCGGAUAUUACUAUCAGAUAGACGUGUGGGGACGGUAGAUUGAGAAGUAAGGUUUAAUAUUUAUGGUGUUGUCUGUGAUUUAAAUUAAGAUUUUUUUUUUGGUUCUGGCAAUUUGAAAUAAUAUUUUUUUUUGUGAAUUUUCUGAUUAUAUUAUGUUCAAG
This is a messenger RNA of Danaus plexippus (monarch butterfly), 587 nucleotides long. RefSeq lists its product as uncharacterized. The record is from RefSeq and is a predicted model, not a curated record. The coding region runs from base 111 to 464 and encodes 117 amino acids. The transcript is spliced from 3 exons. NCBI's taxonomy places the organism in Eukaryota, Metazoa, Arthropoda, Insecta, Lepidoptera, Nymphalidae.